This is a messenger RNA of Rana temporaria (common frog), 2278 nucleotides long. RefSeq names its product lipoprotein lipase (gene LPL). Gene Ontology annotation, molecular function: apolipoprotein binding; lipoprotein lipase activity. Lineage: Eukaryota; Metazoa; Chordata; Amphibia; Anura; Ranidae. The transcript is spliced from 10 exons. Bases 179 to 1642 code for a protein of 487 amino acids. Gene Ontology annotation, biological process: lipid metabolic process. The record is from RefSeq and is a predicted model, not a curated record.
AGGAGACUUCUGACUGCCAAUAGCAAUUGAGGACACCUCCUGCUUGUAGGAGAACUUUCCAUUCAAUGCACUGUAGCUGCUGAAACAUCAUUCAAAUCAUAUUAGUAGUAUAGUUCUUUGGGAGAGAAACUUUGUCAUAUUGUCUCAGUCUAGGGAAAAGUUUUUGUUUUUUUAAAACAUGAGAAGGGGAGAGAUCCUUGCACUGUUUAUAUGGAUGCACAGUCUGCUGGAUAGCUACAAAGUCAUAGCUACUACUGAGCCAACCACUGCAAUUGCAAAUAUCGUCGGGAAGAAAACUGAUUUCAAAGACAUUGAAAGCAAAUUUGCACUGCGUACUCCGAAUGAGCCAGAUGAAGACACCUGUUACCUUAUCCCUGGACAAGAACACUCUAUUGCAGAAUGCAACUUCAACCAAACAAGUAAAACAUUUGUGGUUAUACAUGGAUGGACGGUAACUGGCAUGUAUGAGAGUUGGGUCCCUAAAUUAGUAGAUGCCCUAUAUAGAAGAGAGCCAGACUCAAAUGUGAUUGUAGUAGAUUGGCUAUCUCGAGCACAGCAGCACUACCCAGUUUCAGCUGGAUACACACAACUGGUGGGACAGGAUGUCGCAAGUUUCAUUGACUGGAUGGAAGAAGAGCUCAACUAUCCUGUGGACAACAUUCACAUUUUGGGAUAUAGUCUUGGUGCUCAUGCAGCAGGUGUUGCUGGAAGUCUCACCAAAAAUAAAGUUAACAGAAUAACAGGUUUGGAUCCAGCUGGGCCGAGUUUUGAAUAUGCCGAAACUUCAGUGACUUUGUCUCCUGAUGAUGCUUAUUUUGUGGAUGUGGUGCAUACAUACAGUGUGGGUACCCCAGACCGUAGCAUAGGCAUCCAAAGGCCUGUUGGACAUAUUGAUAUUUACCCAAAUGGUGGAAACUUUCAGCCAGGAUGCAAUAUUGGAGAAACAAUUCGGCUAAUGGCAGAAAAAGGUCUACGGGGCUUUACAGAAAUGGACCAGAUUGUGAAGUGCUCCCAUGAACGCUCCAUCCACCUCUUCAUUGACUCACUUCUUAAUGAAGAGAAACCGAGCAUGGCCUAUCGUUGCAAUUCAAAGGAAGCCUUUGAUAAAGGACUUUGUCUAAGCUGCAGAAAGAAUCGCUGUAAUACAUUGGGUUACAAAGUCAAUAAGAUACGUGGGAAAAGAAGUGCCAAGAUGUUCAUGAAAACUAGUUCUCAGAUGCCUUUUAAAGUGUUCCACUAUCAAGUGAAAGUCCAUUUCUUUGGAAAGAAUAACUUAACUGUUACCAACCAACCUUUACUGGUCUCCUUGUAUGGUACUAAAGGGGAAAGUGAAAACAGGCCACUCCGACUGGCUGAAAUGUCUACAAACAAAACCUAUUCAUAUUUGAUCUUCACUGAACUGGAUGUAGGUGAGCUGUUGAUGUUGAAAGUUAAAUGGGAGAAGGAAUCAUUCUUCAGCUGGUCAGACUGGUUUACAGCAUACGCAUUCGAUAUUCAGAAGAUCAGGAUAAAGUCGGGAGAGUUGCAGAAAAAGUUAAUUUUUUGUCCUGAGAAUGGGAAGCAUGCAACUCUUACAAGAGGAAAAGGCUCAGUGGUAUUUGUGAGGUGUAAUGAAAACUCCAUUGUGAAGAAUCAUAAAUGAUAUGAAGAAGAUUUCUGCACUUAGAAGCACAUGUUACUUGAUGGUAUUGAAGCUCUGAAGAACAAGAACAUCUUUGGUUUCUACUCAGCCCUGUUUACCUUUAAAUUAAGUCUGUAGACAUUUCAUAGUAGACACAAGUAAACCGAUGAGAAGCAUAAGACCAACCUCUUUAUUUUGCACAAAUGUAUGACAGUUACAUUAUGCUGUACAAGCCAUUUCCAUUCCAAGCAAUGCAAGCUGUCUGUGAAUUGUGUUAAUGUAUUUUUUAAAUAGAUAUUAGACAAUCAAAAUGUAUUAUUGAAUAGUAUAUGCUCAUUCCAUGCUGUUUAUGCACUGGGGUUUAAAUAACAAACCAAGCUUGAAAUACAGUUUAUGCUUUAUAGGAGUUACUAAUAACAUUUACAAAUUAGAGUGCUGUAUCAGCUUAACAUUUUGUAAUUUACAGAUGUUAUACAGCAAAAUAUUAAGCUGGUAUUCAUAGCAGAAAGACAUUGGUUGUGACAAAGAUUGCAGUUUUUGUUCUUUUUUUUUCCAAAGCUUAACACCAGCAAAAAAAAAGAUCUAUACUUGCAGUGAGUCUCCCUCCUCACUACAAGACUUAAAGCGGAGGUUCCGCCGUUUUUUUUUUUAAAGCCA